This is a messenger RNA of Chelonus insularis, 2021 nucleotides long. RefSeq names its product nuclear pore complex protein Nup54 (gene Nup54). The coding region runs from base 106 to 1932 and encodes 608 amino acids. Gene Ontology annotation, cellular component: nuclear pore central transport channel; nuclear pore. Gene Ontology annotation, molecular function: structural constituent of nuclear pore. Gene Ontology annotation, biological process: nuclear pore organization; NLS-bearing protein import into nucleus; protein localization to nuclear inner membrane. The transcript is spliced from 4 exons. The record is from RefSeq and is a predicted model, not a curated record. Lineage: Eukaryota; Metazoa; Arthropoda; Insecta; Hymenoptera; Braconidae.
UCAAGGAUUCAAAUGUGUGCUUGAUCAGUGAUAUUUGAGAUAUACAUCGUGAUAAAGCUAGUUUUUAUAUGUAAAAAUAGAUAAAUUGAAUAUUAAUUUGCUAAAAUGUCUUUUGGUACGGGUUUUGGAGCAACACCCGCUACACAAUCAAGUAGUUUUAGUUUUGGAACUCCAAGUUCAACAGCAGCAGCUUCAGUAAGACCUACUGGAUUUGGAACAUCAUCAUUUAACUUUAAUGCACCAGCAUCAACUGGUCCAUCGUUAUUUGGAACUCCUGCGACUCAAUCGACAGGAUUCGGUACAUCAACAGGUUUCGGUGCACCAGCAGCUACAGGAUUCGGUGCUCCAACAACUUCUACAAAUACUUUUACUAAUACUGGCACAUCAUUUGGAUUUGGAACAGCAUCUGCACCAUCAUCAAGCUUUGGAACAACGUCAACACCUUCGACAGGAUUUGGAACACUGGGAGCACCAACAACAAGUUCAAUUGGAUUUGGAAGUUUUGGUGGAUUUGGAGCGACGACUACUUCAGCUCCCGGUUUAUUUGGAAGUUUCAAUACUCCAAGCACAGCAUCUACAGGUUUUGGUAAUACUACUUUUGGAGGUUUUGGUGCUAAACCAGCUACAACAACUACUACUGGUUUUGGAGGUUUUGGUACUGGACUUGGUACAAGUACUGGUUUUGGAGGAUUUGGUGGAGGAUUAUCUCAACCUCAGCAACAGCAGCAACAACAACAGCAGCAGCAACAAUCUGCUAGUACAAUAUCAGAAGCAUUAUAUAAUGCUGUAUUCAACUGUCAAUUAUUUAAUGAUGAAAGAGAUAACACUAUAGCACGAUGGAAUUUAAUUCAAGCUUUAUGGGGAACGGGAAAAGCUUAUUAUUCUGCUAAUGCUCCACCAAUUGAACUUACUCAAGAAAAUCCUUUGUGUAGAUUCAAAGCUAUUGGCUACAGUUGUAUGCCGAGUACAGAAAACAAUGAUGGUUUAGUUGUAUUGUGUUUUAAUAAAAAAGAUCAAGAACUUAAAGAUGGAAAACAACAACUAAUCACAUCUUUAAAUACUAUUCUUGGUAAUAAACCCAACUUGACCAUUACCAUUGAUAAUAUAAAAUCAACUAGUGAAGCAAAAAGUCAAGCAACAAUAUAUGUAUCAGAAAAAGGAGUUACAGGUUCUGUAAGAAAAAUUCCUGCUAAUGAACUUGUUGCUUAUUUUUCACAAGCAAUGCAAAAACAACAACUUACACAAAUGGGUGUUGAAAAUCUUUUUUCAUUAGUAAAAUUAGAUCCAGCACAACUCAAAGAAUAUCUUGAUAAUCCACCAUGUUCUAUUGAUCCAAGAUUAUGGAAACAAGCACAAUUAGACAAUCCUAAUCCUGAAACCUAUAUUCCAGUGCCAAUGAUAGGUUUUCAACAGGUUAAAUAUCGAUUGAAAUGUCAAGAAGAAGAAACUGCCAAACAUCGUGCGUUUUUAGAUAUAGCUGCAGAAAAGAUUCAAGGAUUACAAAGACAACACACUGCAACACAAGCUAAACUUAAAGAACACAGAAGAACAUUAUUAGAAUUACAGCAUCGAGUACUUCAGGUAUUAGUUCGUCAAGAAAUUACUAGAAAAGUAGGACUGUCACUUCAACCAGAAGAAGAAGUAUUAACAAACAGAUUUGAAGCGAUGCAUUCACAAAUCAGUGCGCCUACGCAAUUUAAAGGUAGAAUUAGUGAAAUGUUAUCGCAAUUAAGAAUGAGAAGGCAUGUAGAUGUGCAAAAUCAGGAAAGGUAUUCCAUGGAUCCUAUUGCUCAAGACGAUAUAAAAACAUAUUUGAGUCUUGAACAACAAGGAAUGACACAACUUAUCGAAACAAUAAAUUCAGACAUGGAAAGUUUACAGAUAAUUAAAGAUGGCAUGGCAGAUCUUUUAAGUGGACAUGUGGCAUCUUGACAAUCUGCUAAGGAAGUGUUUAAUAUAAGUAUUUUGUAUAAGAUCAUUGAUUAAUUAUUAUGUUAAACACAAGUUUAUAAUAUUUAUAA